CCGCCACACACGUGCCUCUCUCCUCGAUUUUAUAUCCCCUCUCUCCCGCCGCCGCCUUCCGUCCGUCGUUCGCCGACCGCUCCUCUCUUUCUAUCUCUCUCUCCUUUCGUUGUGAAGAUGUGCAACAAAAUUUUGUAAUAUUGAUCGACUCUACCGAAAGUUCAAUAAUAAACAAUUCCAUUUCAACGUUUCUCAGUCACAUUCUGCUCCUGAUUUGUCUUCCUCUAGCAUUUCAAUUUUCCGGUAAUAAUGAAUACCCUAGCUGCCACUUCGAAUCAAUUGCCUCUAACUCUCCGGCUGCCGUCCAAGAUUUCUCUCAACUAUGACUCUAAAUUGUCAAGAUUGAGCUCGACCUCUCGAGCUCUUGUCGGCGGUAACCCAAGAGCGCGUGCAAUCAAAUGCUCUGCUGUAUCACUGGUCGACAGUCCAGAAGCAUUUAUUGAAGCUUCAAAGAAGGGGAAUUUGAUCCCGCUUCACCGAUGCAUAUUCUCUGAUCACCUUUCGCCAGUGCUUGCGUACCGCUGUUUGGUCAAGGAAGAUGAUAGAGAAGCCCCAAGUUUUCUAUUCGAAUCCGUUGAACCUGGCCUGCAAGUUUCAAAUGUUGGGAGAUAUAGUGUCGUUGGUGCUCAACCCUCAAUUGAAAUUUUGGCGAAAGAAAAUGUUGUUACAAUUUUGAAUCAUGAAGAAGGGAAAAGAACGGAGGAGAUUGUUGAGGAUCCUAUGACAGUGCCUCGAAGAAUCAUGGAGAAAUGGAAACCUCAACUAAUUGAUGAACUUCCUGACGCUUUUUGUGGAGGAUGGGUUGGUUACUUUUCGUAUGAUACUGUCCGCUAUGUAGAAAAGAAGAAAUUGCCAUUCUCUAGUGCACCAACAGAUGACAGAAACCUUCCUGAUGUUCAUCUAGGACUUUAUGAUGAUGUUAUUGUGUUUGAUCAUGUGAAUAAGCAAGCUUAUGUGAUUCAUUGGGUUCACUUGGAUCAAUAUUCUUCAGUUCAAGAAGCAUACAAGGAUGGAACCGCUCGGUUGGAGAAGUUACUCUCCAGAGUACAUGACAUAGUUCCACCAAAACUUCCUGCAGGAUCAAUAAGAUUAUUAACUCAUCUUUUUGGUCCAAAACUGAAGAUGUCAAGUAUGACAAGUUUAGAGUACAAGAAGGCAGUUUUGCAGGCUAAGGAGCACAUCCUGGCAGGGGAUAUCUUCCAAAUUGUAUUAAGUCAGCGUUUUGAGCGCCGAACAUUUGCAGAUCCAUUUGAAGUUUACCGAGCUUUGCGGAUUGUCAAUCCCAGCCCAUACAUGACUUAUUUGCAGGCUAGAGGUUGCAUCCUAGUUGCUUCAAGUCCAGAAAUUCUUACACGCGUGAAGAAGGGAAAGAUUACAAAUCGACCCCUAGCUGGAACCAUUAGAAGAGGGAAAACAGAAAAGGAGGAUAAAAUGUUGGAGAAGGAGCUUUUGAACGAUGCAAAGCAGUGUGCUGAGCAUAUCAUGUUGGUUGACUUGGGAAGAAAUGAUGUUGGGAAGGUAUCAAGAUCUGGCUCGGUUAAGGUUGAAAAGCUAAUGAAUAUUGAGAGGUAUUCUCAUGUCAUGCACAUUAGUUCAACUGUCACAGGUGAGUUAGUAGAUGAUUUGAACAGUUGGGAUGUCUUGCGAGCUGCCUUGCCGGUGGGGACAGUUAGCGGAGCACCAAAGGUGAAAGCAAUGGAGUUGAUUGAUCAGCUGGAGGUUACCAGGCGAGGACCGUACAGUGGUGGGUUUGGUGGGAUUUCAUUUUCAGGAGACAUGGAUAUAGCCCUUGCACUAAGGACCAUUGUCUUCCCCACUAACACCCGUUACGACACCAUUUACUCGUAUAAGGAUGCAAACCGCCGAAUGGAAUGGGUAGCUCACCUCCAAGCCGGCGCAGGCAUUGUGGCGGACAGUGACCCCGGUGACGAACAAAGGGAGUGUGAGAACAAAGCCGCUGCACUUGCCCGUGCAAUUGACCUUGCAGAGUCGUCAUUCAUCGGAAAAUAGUGACAAACUUAUGUUUAUUCUUACUGUUCUUUUCCAUCCAUCGCUCAGUAGUUUCAAGUUCCAAUUUUUGGGUUCAAAAAUCACGAUAGAUAUAACCAUUUUAUAUUAGUUUUUAUUACUCCA
This is a messenger RNA of Cucumis melo (muskmelon), 2133 nucleotides long. Its product is annotated as anthranilate synthase alpha subunit 2, chloroplastic-like. The transcript is spliced from 11 exons. The coding region runs from base 250 to 2010 and encodes 586 amino acids. Gene Ontology annotation, biological process: L-tryptophan biosynthetic process. The record is from RefSeq and is a predicted model, not a curated record. NCBI's taxonomy places the organism in Eukaryota, Viridiplantae, Streptophyta, Magnoliopsida, Cucurbitales, Cucurbitaceae. Gene Ontology annotation, molecular function: anthranilate synthase activity.